AUGAAGAGUAUGCUGGUUUUUCUGCUGAUCAUCCUGAAUGAAGCCAGACCGACCGCAGCCUGCAGCAGCAGCUGUCCGUUAAACUGUCACUGCGAAAACAGAGGCCUAAGCAGUGUUCCUCAGGACCUGCCUACAAGCAUCGGCACCCUGUGGCUGUAUAACAACGUCAUCACAACCUUAAGCCAGUCUGACUUCUCCAGGUACAGCAGACUGCUUGGAUUACAUUCUAGUAACAACCAGAUCUCCGUCAUCAACCCCAGAGCUUUCUACAACUUAACCAGGUUAAGACAACUGUCUCUUGAAUUUAACCGAUUAACCAGUCUGAGAGCUGACAUGUUUGUGGGACUUGUUAACCUGAUGCACCUUUUCCUGCUUUACAACAACAUACACAGUAUCGAGGCAUCGACCUUCAAUGCCACCCAGCAGCUCCGCCUUCUUGACCUUCGGGACAACCACCUCACCACCUUUGCAACAAGCGUUUUCGUAAAUCUGACUCAGCUCAGCACUCUUUUACUUAGUGGUAACAGCAUGGAGACUCUACCAGUCAUGGCAUAUGACAUACUGGCCUCCACCCAAACUGUAGACAUCUCUAACAACCCCUGGCAGUGUGACUGCAGGAUGCUUCCCUUUAAGCAACGAAUGACCGGGUCUUAUGCAUUCGAGAGCCAGAUCAUCUGUGCCGGACCUGCUAACCUUACAGGGAAAAGCUUACUGCAUGACGUAAAUACUGACGAUCUGUUCUGUGAAGAGACAACAACAACAUCUGUUGUUCUACUGGAAGCUACGACUGUUUCUUCCGGUUCGUACUUCCACCCAGUCUUCCUCAUUGGGUUUAUAAGCGCGGCCAUCGGACUUCUCACCUCGGCCAUUUUCCUUGCGAUCUGGUGUGUAAAGAAGAGAGUCAAAACGCGCCCUGCCCCUGUGGCAGACCUCAGUGAUGUUCACAGCAACAUAAACAACGCACCAACCAGAGGUCAUUAUCACGCAUGGCAGGGUGCCUCCACUGCAAGGUCGGGAACAGUCCCGCUUCCGCACAGCUUUGAUCAGAGUUCUUCGGUUCUGCGGCCUCCACUUCCACCCAUCAUGAUCAAGGCAGCAGCUCCACAUCAGGAUUACCAACAGGACGUUCAAGCAGAUGUGCAUGGUGCUGAUGCUUUAAAGAACUACGUACCUCUGAACAGGCAUUUCAUCUAUCAGCAAACCCGCGAAUCCCGGCUGCCCAAAGGUCUGGCAGCUCCGUAG
Molecule: messenger RNA, 1242 nt
Organism: Branchiostoma floridae (Florida lancelet)
Lineage: Eukaryota; Metazoa; Chordata; Leptocardii; Amphioxiformes; Branchiostomatidae
Product: SLIT and NTRK-like protein 2
Exons: 1
Coding region: 1-1242 (413 amino acids)
Cellular component (GO): extracellular matrix
Molecular function (GO): protein binding
Source: RefSeq, a predicted model, not a curated record